AUUUUUUCAUCUACCCAUCUCCUCCAUCUAUCGAUUACUCUUCUAGCCAUAGAUCCUAAUCUUGCUCUAUUUAGGCUCACUUUUCUGAUAUCGUCAUCCUCCUCAUCCCAAAUCCAAUGGUGUAGCCUCCAAUCUUCAAUGACCAGAGCAAGCCAGGCCCCACCUGUCGUUCCCUUGCUUAUUCCCCCUGUUGCUAAGUUCAAGAUUAGGACUUGCCAGUUACUGGUGACGUUAGAUAAAUAUAGGAACAUUGUGCAUGCUCUAAAGGCCAUCAAGGAGGCUGUAGAAAAGGGUGCCUAGUUUGUUUUGUUGCCUUAGGAAGGAGAGAAGGUGGAGGCUUGAAGAGAUGGCAAACAGAACAACGCAAAAAGGCUCUAGUUGUUCUCUAUCACCUUCCUUUUUUUUUUUUUGUCGAUGAGAACGGCUGAAACACUACUUCCUUUAUUUUCCUCACAGUCACCAAUGACACCACCAGUGGCCAUCGUCUCCAACCCCUCUCUAUUCCCUUGUCUAUUCCUUUGCAUUUCUGUCCCAAUCUUCCAUUUGAUGCCAAUGCAGAAACUGUUGAUGAGGUGGUUGCCUACUUCUAGAUUGCUUGCAUUGUUUUAAUGGAUUCUAUUACUAGUGAGCAAAAGAGUCAUGAGCGUUAGAAACUGAGAAGU
This is a messenger RNA of Rubroshorea leprosula, 662 nucleotides long. The record is from the annotation of a GenBank genome assembly. Lineage: Eukaryota; Viridiplantae; Streptophyta; Magnoliopsida; Malvales; Dipterocarpaceae.